Molecule: messenger RNA, 2975 nt
Organism: Chrysoperla carnea
Lineage: Eukaryota; Metazoa; Arthropoda; Insecta; Neuroptera; Chrysopidae
Gene: RalGPS
Product: ras-specific guanine nucleotide-releasing factor RalGPS2
Exons: 11
Coding region: 103-2160 (685 amino acids)
Biological process (GO): positive regulation of GTPase activity; Ras protein signal transduction
Cellular component (GO): plasma membrane
Molecular function (GO): guanyl-nucleotide exchange factor activity
Source: RefSeq, a predicted model, not a curated record
GCACAUCGUCGUCCAAACGUUGUUCAACGACAAAGUAACCGUCGUAAGGGUGUACCUUAUUACGAAUGUGAAGCUGUUGUUAUCACUACAUUUUAUUUCGUGAUGAUGCGUUAUUCGGAAAUUCCUCGCGAUAUAUCCGGUGAUAGUAUAUCAGCAAUACGCGUUACAACAGAGAUACCUGAAGAUCUUUGUUAUCAAAAUAAAUCACCAGGCAGUGAUACAGAUAACUCAGAUUCACUGUCAUUGUCUACUAAACAAGAUAAUAAUGGACUUCCACUAUUGCAAAAGAAACGUGAUUCCAAAGCAAAACAUUGUACAUCCACCAAAAUUAUGGCAUCAUCAACUGGAAUGUUAUCAGAAAAUAAAAUACAUAAAAAGGAAAAACAGUCACAUUCAUUUUCAAGCCCAACUCCACCAGCAAUCACCGGUUACCUCAAUUAUGGAUGUUCACCAAAUGCACAAUCCAAGUCACAAAGUUUACCGAACCAUGCAUCCGCUACAACACGUGGAUGUGAUCAAGUCGUAUUGGAUGCGUUACGUGUGCCUGCUGAAGACUUUGCUAGUCAGUUGACACUACUGGAUUUAGUUCCGUUUACGGCAAUUGAACCAGAAGAAUUAACGAGUUGUGGUUGGAAUAAAAAAAAUAAACUAGUCAUUGCACCAAAUGUAGUUGCAUUCACUCGACGAUUUAAUCAUGUCAGUUUUUGGACAGUACAAGAAAUAUUAUCCGGUAACACACCAAAACAACGUUCAGAAAUACUGAUACAUUUUAUUCGAAUUGCUAAAAAAUUGUACGAUUUGAAUAAUUUACAUUCAUUAUUUGCUGUUAUAUCAGCAUUACAAAGUGCUUCUAUUUAUAGACUUAAUAAAACAUGGGGUAAUUUAUCUAAGAAAGAUAAACAAACAUUUGAAAGACUAGCCGAAGUAUUUUCAGAUAAUAAUAAUUGGUCAAAUUUAAGGGAACAUAUGGAAAGUUUGAAAUUACCUUGUGUACCAUAUUUAGGUCUAUUCUUAACAGAUUUAGUUUAUAUUGAUAUGGCACAUCCACAUUCAGGUGGUCUCGAAUCCCAGCAACGUUUAUUGAAAAUGAACAAUAUACUACGUGUCAUAUCAAAUUAUCAAAAUUCCGAUUAUUCACAUUUGCCAAUCUUGCCACAUAUACAACAAUAUUUAAAAUCCAUUCGUUAUAUUGAGGAAUUGCAAAAAUUUGUUGAAGAUGAUCAAUACAAAUUAUCAAAAAAGUUAGAACCACCAUCACCUGUGAGCUCCUCCAGUUGCAGUUCCAAAGAAUCAAUACCACCAAAAGCAACUGUAGUCGAUACAUCCGCCAUUGCGUCGUUAAAUUUGUCACCUGCAAAAGCUUCAUGUGGAUCAUUACGAUUACAUAAUGCAGUAUCACAAAGCGCAAAAUUUAUACCUGGACAUCGGAAAAGUCGUAGCUUGGGAUCUAAAUUCCGUAGUACAAGUCUUCCACGAAACUUUCAUAAACAGGUGGGACCUUGUGGCACAAUUGGUAUCGCCCCAACCUGUGGUGGUAUUUUUCAUAAAUGUCAUCAACAGCAAGUUUCGGUUGAUCUAAAAGAUGGUUGUCCCAAAACCAUACAUUUGUUGGAUGAUUCUGUUAUGGAAGAAACAUUAUCAAUUGAAACAGAUAGUAUUGGUGAGACAUCUUCAAUAGCUACUAUAUCCCGUGUACCAUCGUUUGCCAGUGAGGAUCAAUGUAAUUUAUUACUUCAGUCACUUGAUGACGAUGAUUUAUCGGAGGAUGGCAGCGAAACGUCUAUGCAAGGUUGUGUUCGUCGAAAAACUGUGUUAAAAGAAAAUAAAAAGCCCACAGUAUCUUCAUGGCAAAGAUAUUGGAUACAAAUAUGGGCUUCAUCACUUGUAUAUUUUUCUCCAAAAAGUUUUAAAGGAAAUUCACGAUCCGAUUUUAAACGGGAACCAUGUAAAAUGGUUGAUAUUGUAGGUUGGACAGCGGUUAUGGGUGAAAAUGCUUUACAACCAGAUCUAUUCCAACUAUUGGAUCCACAAAAAAGAAAUGUAUAUAAAUUCCGAGCCGGUACAAAAGCGAAAGCCGAAAAAUGGUGCCGACACAUUCAACUUGCAUCAUCACAGACUGAUCAGAAACCGCUACCUGCAAAUUUAAUGUUAUUCGAUUAGAUUAUAAGUAGAAUUUAAAAACAACAAAGAAUAUGUUAUACACAUAAAUAAAUUAUUCCCUUCCAUGGCGUUUUUAAAAAUUCUUAGUAUCUCUUUAAGUUUUAGAAGAUAUACCAUAAAUGUUUUUUAAAUAAAAAUUUAUUUAUUUUUUUUCUUUUUCAUAUUAAAUCAAAUUUCUAUGAAUUAUUUAUUCUUAGCUUCUCUCAAAUAUUGCACAUUGUAAUUAUAAAAAAAUAUUACUGGUACCUAAACGUUACAAGUUAUACAUUCAAAAUUGAUAAUUUUAUUUCAUAAUUCAUUGAUACAAAAUCAAAGUAUAAGGUAGUGUCGUGUCGUAAGAAUUGAGUAAAGAAUAUCUAUUGCUAGCUCUAUUAAAAACCAAGCAUAUUUUACAAUUUCUUAAAAUUCCUCUGCACUGCAUCAGUGCAAACCAAUGACUAAAAUUUUUAUAUAGUAGUUAAAGUAUAUAGCGUAAUGAUUUUAAUUAAGGAACUCAAACAAUAAUAUUUUAUGAAAAACGACAAGUCAUAUGACAAUUACCUUUUUAAAAUCGUGUUUCUGUGGUUCGAGAUGAUAGUCACUAGUUAUUGAAUGUGUGAUUCUUGGCUUAGUUAGGGGGUUGGUGAUAAGUGGCUUCAACGCAGGCAAUAAAAUGUAACAUUGUAUUUCUUGUUAAUAAGAAAUCUUCAAAAAGAAAAUCUAAUCAUUGCCAUAGUAUCCCAUUUCUAAAAAAGCAAAACUGAGUUUAUUAUAUUAAACACAUUCUGAAAAAUUAUCUUGAUUUGAACCAUGAAUUUUUAUUUUUAAGGAAUGAA